CUCUCUCUCUCUCUCUCUCCCCCCUGUUCUGCUGCCUGAUAGUAGAAUUGAAGGAAGCAAAAUCCGACAAUCGCCAUUGGCGAGUUGAGAGAGAGAGAGAGAGGUCGAUUCUUGAAAACAAAGCAAUGAUUUGAAUACACAACUUCCACCCCGCACCAACAACACGGGCCGGUCGGCAGCUGGGGGCGAAAUCAACAUCAUAUACCUUCCAAUUCAAGUCCCUCCAUCAGCUGUCCCAGCUCCAGUCACAGAGAAAGAGAGAGAGAGAGAGAGAGAGAGAGAGAGAGAGAGAGACAGAGAGAGAGGGUGAGCUGGGAACAUGAAGCUCUCAGCAUUACACCAGAGCUACUUGAACCGCCGGAGCAACAGCUUCCGCGGGCCGGCCGUGGAUGCCUCCGCGGAUGGCGGGAUGAAGUCCCCGGCAGCGGUGUUCUGGCUGGCGCUCCACGGCCUCUGCUGCCUCAUCAGCCUCGUCCUUGGGUUCCGCUUCUCUCGGCUUGUGUUCUUCCUGCUCUUCUCCACCUCCGCUACCAACCUCUACACAGCGCCGUUUCGGCCGGCCACGGAGGUCUCCGACGUUUCAGUGUCUCACCUAUCCACUCCCGUCGCGAAUCAGGCGCUCCCCGUGAAUAAGACGACCCCUCGGGUGGUGGUCGGACGGCAUGGGAUCCGGAUCCGGCCGUGGCCACACCCGAACCCUGUCGAGGUCAUGAAGGCGCACCGGAUCAUAGAGAGGGUGCAGAGGGAGCAGAGAGCUCAGUUCGGGGUGAAGAACCCCAGGACGCUGAUAGCGGUGACCCCGACCUACGUGCGGACGUUCCAGACGCUUCACCUGACCGGCGUGAUGCACUCGCUCAUGCUGGUUCCAUACGAUUUGGUGUGGAUCGUGGUGGAGGCCGGUGGAACGAGCAAUGAGACAGCUUCUCUCAUCGCAAAGUCCGGUCUAAGGACCAUCCAUGUCGGCUACAAGGAGAGGAUGCCGAGCUCGUGGGCGGAUCGCCACCGACUGGAGGCUAAGAUGCGGCUCCAUGCUCUCAAGAUUGUGAGAGAGGAGAAGCUCGAUGGGAUUGUGAUGUUCGCGGAUGAUAGCAAUAUGCAUAGCAUGGAGCUCUUCGAUGAGAUCCAGAAUGUGAAAUGGGUUGGGGCCCUCUCUGUUGGCAUUUUAGCUCAUUCAAACAAUGCGGACGAAUCAUCCGUGUCUGCGGCUGAGAAAGAGGCAGAUAAUCCUCCCAUCCCAGUUCAAGGUCCAGCGUGCAACUCCUCCAAUAAGUUGGUUGGGUGGCACACAUUCAAUUCGCUGCCUUAUGUGGAGAAGAGCGCCAAUUAUAUAGACGACUGGGGUACGGUGUUACCGAGGAAGUUUGAAUGGGCUGGGUUUGUGGUAAACUCAAGGCUUCUCUGGAAGGAUUACGAUGAAAAACCUGAGUGGAUGAAGGACCUGGCCUUGGUUGAUGGGGUCGAUGAUAUGGAGAGCCCCCUUGUAUUGAUGAAGGAUACCUCAGUUGUGGAGCCUCUUGGAAGAUGCGGCCGCCAAGUUAUGCUUUGGUGGCUUCGUGUUGAAGCUCGUUCUGAUAGCAAAUUCCCCCCGGGCUGGGUGAUUGAUCCUCCAUUGGAGAUCACUGUUCCAUCGAAGCGGACCCCAUGGCCGGAUGCUCCCCCAGAGCUCCCAUCUAUUGAUAAAUCAAUCAGCGUCCAAGAGCAGAUGGUGGCAGUGAAGCGUCCGCCAAAAACCCGAAGCUCCAGAUCGAAGCGGAGCUCACGGAGUAAGAGGAAGCAUGAAGCGAGAACAGUAGAAACUCAGGUUUCUGCAAAGCAAACCGAGCAAAAUUAAUUGAACCAGAUUGUAUUAAGUAGCUGAAGAUUCUUGGGAACCUAGACUUUCUCCACUCUGUGGGCAUGACAUUCUAGCUUCGGCACCAGAAAUCUACAACCACAGCCUGUAAAAAGAAGAAUUCGAAAUCACCUGCUGGUGCGAAUAAGAGGAGAUCAGUUUCGGUUCAAGAGGUCGAUCUAGGUAAUUGCACAUUUGUUCAUUUAUGUUCUAUUUCUUUCUUUCCAAUCGGAUUGAGCGGUGUUUCGCGUCGGGUGUAUUUGAUAGUCUUGGGGUGAUUGUGAAGAAGGAUUUCUCUCGCGUAUACGUAGUCUACAUAAGCAAUAGGAAGUAUGAAAUUCUCUGUUUAAAGGCUCUUGGAUUAUUCGAAACCACAUUGAAUGUAAUAAAAAUUUUCUCGGAAGACAUUGCUGCCGAGUGCUCUAGCG
Molecule: messenger RNA, 2259 nt
Organism: Punica granatum (pomegranate)
Lineage: Eukaryota; Viridiplantae; Streptophyta; Magnoliopsida; Myrtales; Lythraceae
Source: RefSeq, a predicted model, not a curated record